UCAAUUUUGACAUUGUGUAAGGCGCGUGUUCGCGGUUUCUGAAAGUUGUGGCGUCAAUAUGGGCCGAAAAUCCGUUGACCGGAAAAAGCUGCUAACAGCAGCAAACAAAGAAAAUUUAAAGUUUUUGGACGAAGCUGAGAUGCCGACUUCGUCGGGUUCCCGCAAAAUCAAGAAAGAGGGCCUAGAAAGAGCGGUUUCUGAUAAGAAAACCAAACGUUCUAUCAAAAAUCAGCCGAUAAAAAAACGCGCCAUUGACAAUAUCCUGGUGGACUGGGAUGAUGAACGACAAAUCUUCUGGAACAAAUCUUCUGGGAAACCAUUGCCCAGCGUAGCAAGUGCUGAAAAUGAUAAAAACGAUACGGGAGUCAAGCCAGUUUCUCCAAUCCGUGUACGCACCACGGAAAUGAACGAUUAUGGGGUUUUUGGAACAAUGCCCUUCGAGGCCGAUUCGGAUUCCGAAAUAAUGAUGGUGACCAAAUCGGACAACCAUCCUACUUACCCUUCAAAAUCAAAAGAUAUUCCUCUGGAAGGAACGGAAACGCUCGACAGUCUUAUUGAGGAGCCUGAAGGGCCAAUACUUAUAUUUACAAUCGAAUUCAAUGCAAAAUAAAAAAAAAUGUCUAAGAGCCUUCCGUCAUCCACCACUGCGAUUAAGGAGCAUGCUACCGGCGAUUUAGAAAUGCAUUUUGGCACAGCUUAAGAAAACCCUUGGGAAACCAAAUAGCCAUGAAUUCCUCUCAUUUUGGAAAACUUAGGAUUUGUGCUGGAGGACUAGGCCGCGGCCGUAGGUAAUAGUGUGUGAAAUAAUUUCU
Uranotaenia lowii is the source of this 812-nucleotide messenger RNA. RefSeq lists its product as uncharacterized. Lineage: Eukaryota; Metazoa; Arthropoda; Insecta; Diptera; Culicidae. The coding region runs from base 59 to 610 and encodes 183 amino acids. The transcript is spliced from 5 exons. The record is from RefSeq and is a predicted model, not a curated record.